Molecule: messenger RNA, 939 nt
Organism: Tachyglossus aculeatus (Australian echidna)
Lineage: Eukaryota; Metazoa; Chordata; Mammalia; Monotremata; Tachyglossidae
Product: olfactory receptor 6C75-like
Exons: 1
Coding region: 1-939 (312 amino acids)
Biological process (GO): G protein-coupled receptor signaling pathway
Cellular component (GO): membrane
Molecular function (GO): G protein-coupled receptor activity; olfactory receptor activity
Source: RefSeq, a predicted model, not a curated record
AUGGGAAAUGGCACGGGGGUGACAGAGUUCAUCCUCCUGGGGCUUACAGAUGACCCCCACCUGCAGGCUCUGCUCUUCCUCGUCCUCUUCCUCAUGUACGCAUUAAGCGUCACCGGGAAUCUGACCAUCGUCACCCUCACCAUCCUGGACUCCCACCUGCACACCCCCAUGUACUUUUUCCUACGCAGCUUCUCCGUGCUGGAGAUCGCCUUCACAUCCGCCUGCAUUCCCAAUUUCCUGGUCACCAUCGUCACCGGAGACAGGACCAUUUCCUUUUCCAACUGCUUCACUCAGCUGUUCUUCUUCCUCUUCCUGGGGGUGACGGAGUUUAUCCUCCUGGCUGUCAUGUCCUACGACCGCUAUGUCGCCAUCUGCCGGCCGCUGCACUACACGACAGUCAUGAGCCGGGGCGUCUGCACCCUUCUGGUACUCAGCUCUCUUCUCUUCAGUUAUCUGAUCGUUUUCCCACCGGUUGUGAUGGCCGCCCGGCUAGACUUUUGCGACUCCAACAUCCUCAACCACUUCAUCUGCGAUACUUCCCCAUUGAUGGGGCUCUCGUGCACAGACACACGCUUCCUGGAGCUCAUGCUUUUCCUCGAGUCCUUGGGGACGCUCCUGGUCACCCUGCCACUAAUUACUGCAUCCUACACGGCCAUCGUCCGUACUAUCCUGAGGCUUCCCUCCGCUCACCAGAGGAGAAAGGCCAUUUCCACCUGCUUCUCCCACAUAGUCGUGGUCUCCAUCACCUACGGAAGUGCUAUCUUUAUGUACAUCAAACCGUCUGCCAAGGACAGAGUGGAACUAACCAAGGAAGUGGCGGUGCUCAACACGUCUGUUCCCCCCAUGCUGAACCCCUUCAUCUACACCCUGCGGAACGAGCAGGUCAAGCAGGCCUUCAGGGCCCUGGUGCACCAGAUUGGGUUUUCCUCCAGGAAGUGA